Molecule: messenger RNA, 2180 nt
Organism: Cuscuta campestris
Lineage: Eukaryota; Viridiplantae; Streptophyta; Magnoliopsida; Solanales; Convolvulaceae
Source: the annotation of a GenBank genome assembly
GUUCACACACACUCUCUACCUCCCACCCAUCCGCCGGCACCGUCGCCGGCAAAGUCGCCACUCAACCACCGCCGGCCGCCGUCGCUCCUCCUGCUGUCAACAAGCUCUGCGCGUGCGUUCACACAGACACCCAUCAUCAUUGCAUGUCUAUCCCACUAGCCUACAAUUAUAUUCUCUGUCCAACCAAGAAAAAGCUGGGGGAGACGAAAGAAAGAGUAUAAAGCACAAAGAAACAAACAGAAGAGGACGAAAACCCAAAACCCCAUUCUUCUUAUACUCCAAUAAUUUCCCCCCUUCCUCUGGAUUCGUAGCGCCGGGGAUGGCGGACGAGAGGCCGGAGACGGAGCUGAUCUCGAUUCCGGCGACGCCGCGCGCGUCGACGCCGGAAAUACUGACGCCGUCGGGGCAGAGGUCGCCGAGGGGUGCCGGGAACAAGUCGUGGACGCCGACGUCGUUCAUAUCCCCCCGAUUCUUGAGCCCAAUCGGGACGCCGAUGAAGAGGGUUCUGGUAAACAUGAAAGGGUACCUGGAAGAGAUGGGUCACCUCACAAAACUCAACCCGCAAGACGCCUGGCUCCCAAUCACAGAGUCCCGCAACGGCAAUGCCCACUACGCCGCUUUCCAUAACCUCAAUGCUUCCGUCGGCUUCCAGGCUCUUCUCCUUCCCGUUGCUUUCUCAUUUCUUGGAUGGACAUGGGGAAUAAUUUCCUUAACCAUUGCCUAUGUAUGGCAACUCUACACUCUAUGGAUUCUAGUUCAGCUUCACGAAGCCGUUCCGGGGAAAAGAUAUAACAGAUAUGUGGAACUUGCAGAAGCCGCAUUCGGAGAAAGAUUGGGUGUUUGGCUAGCUCUAUUUCCUACGGUGUACCUAUCGGCUGGAACGGGGACAGCAUUGAUUCUCAUAGGAGGGGAAACCAUGAAACUCUUCUUUCAAACCGUGUGUGGCCCACUCUGUUCGUCCAACCCUUUGACCACGGUCGAAUGGUAUCUGGUCUUCACCUCCCUCUGCAUUGUGUUGUCGCAACUCCCAAAUCUCAACUCCAUCGCGGGGCUGUCACUCGUCGGAGCAGUCACUGCCAUCAUCUACUCUACGAUGACGUGGGUUCUCUCGGUCAGCCAACCUAGGCCACCCUCAAUCUCUUAUGACCCUAUUUCGUUGCCCUCCCCUACAUCCUAUGCCUUUUCAAUCCUCAAUGCACUUGGUAUUGUGGCUUUUGCUUUUAGAGGACACAAUUUGGUCUUGGAAAUUCAGGCAACAAUGCCAUCAACCUUCAAACACCCGGCACACGUUCCAAUGUGGAAGGGAGCAAAGGUCGCCUUUUUCUUUGUUGCAUUGUGCCUCUUCCCUAUUGCCAUUGGAGGUUUUUGGGCUUAUGGAAACCUUAUGCCUUCGGGCGGGAUGUUGAGCGCGCUCUUUACGUUUCACACGCACGACAUUCCGAGAGGCCUGCUCGCGAUGACGUUUCUUUUAGUCGUGUUCAGUUGCCUGAGCAGUUUCCAGAUAUACUCAAUGCCGGCUUUCGACAGCUUCGAGGCGGGGUACGUGAGCCGAACGAACCGGCCGUGCCCGGUCUGGGUCCGGUCCGGUUUCCGGGUUUUCUACGGAUUCUUUUCCCUGUUCGUGGGAGUCGCGCUCCCUUUCCUGGCGAGCUUUGCGGGGCUAUUGGGCGGGAUCACGCUCCCCGUGACGUUCGCCUACCCGUGCUUCAUGUGGGUGCUCAUAAAGAAGCCAAAGAAGGGUAGCUUCAGCUGGUACUUCAACUGGACAUUGGGUUGGUUGGGUGUGGCUUUUAGCUUAGCCCUUUCCAUUGGUGGUGUUUGGAGCUUGGUCUACAAUGGCCUCAAGCUCAAGUUCUUUAAGCCUAACUAGGCUCUCUAUAAUUAGCAUAGCAUUUAUAAUGGGAUUUUUAUUAUUAAUGCUGAAAUUAUAUGUUACCUUUUUCACCUGUAAUUGUAUUAGUUUGUUUUAAUAAAAUAAAGCUAGGUAAAGGCUUUGUUUGGUAACAGCGUUUUCGAUUAGCGUUAGCGUUUUGGAUAAAAUUUUAACGGUGCAGAUUAAUUCUGAAAACGCUAACGCUAAAGGCUACCGUCAGAUACCUUUUUCAAAACUCUAACACUAAUCUUUGACGCUAAUGCCAAGCAGGGCCAAAGUUUGGAGUGCGGUAAGAAGGGUAGUAGGU